Fusarium odoratissimum NRRL 54006 is the source of this 522-nucleotide messenger RNA. RefSeq lists its product as uncharacterized. Lineage: Eukaryota; Fungi; Ascomycota; Sordariomycetes; Hypocreales; Nectriaceae. The coding region runs from base 1 to 522 and encodes 173 amino acids. The transcript is spliced from 3 exons. The record is from RefSeq and is a predicted model, not a curated record.
AUGUGUCUCUUCCCCAAAGAACUUGGCAUUCCUGGACCUCUGCCUGUCAGUCGAGCGGCCAUAUCAGGAGCAGGGAGGAUUGCUGAUCUCCCAUUCCUCGGCCGACUUCCUCUGGAGCUUGUUGAUAUGGUUCAAUCUCAUUGCCCAGAUGCAUAUUUCUGGAAUAUGGUACAUCGCCUGAACCACAAGAAAAAGGGUCUCUCCUGCACUAAGUCUUGGAAGCGCGGCAAAGCUGCACCAGAUUCUGAGGAAAGACUAAAAGACCCUGAAUGUCUAUGCAUCACUCUUGAUUCGGACGGCAUUUGCGAAAUUCAGAGACUUCAGAAUCAUCCUCAUCCACCAAACCACGACCCCAAUGUGAAGUUUAGGAGGCACGUUCUCACCAACGAGAAAGACGUCAAGUCCGCCGAUGCCUACUUUCAGGAUGGACUCUGCUGUCUGCGAGCACAUGCGGCUCACCCUGGUUUCCCGACCUGGGACCUUCCGUCCGGUAGCUGGCUGCUUUCUAAUACGAUCAAUUGA